UUGAAGUGUAAAAAAGAUCAAAUCUUGAAUCAAGUAAGCAAAAAAACAUGGAAAUCUUGAUCAAGAAAGUUCAUUUUCUAGUCUUUUUGAUCAUUUUUAUGAAUUUUUCCUUUUCAAGAACCAUUUCUCAAGAAUCACAAUCAAAACAAAUCUAUUGUGGAAACAUAAAGAUUGAAGAUCCAUUUGUUUCUCAAAACUCAAAAAAUUCAUCUUUCUUGAAGGACCUUGUCCUUUGUAGAUCAAACACUUUAUACUUCAAAACUUCUCUUGGCCUUUUCCAAAUUUCUUCAAUUGAUUACAACAACAAACUUUUAACUAUUUCUCAUCCUUCUUUUUCUUGUUUGAUGAUUGAUGAUGUUCAAGAUUUGGGAAAUGAAUUCCAUCCUAAAGAAAUGAAAUGUUCACAUUAUAGAAGAGUUUAUAAAAGUAGUACUUAUGAUCAAGAUGGGAAUAAUGUGAAAUUUGAGUUAGGGACAAGGAUAUCUUGGGAUAUUGAUCAUGUACCAAAUCCUUGUGAUGAGUGUAGAAAACCACAUGGUAAUUGUGGAGUUGGAUUGAGAUGUCUUUGCCAUUUAACAGAAUGUAAGGUGGAGGUUUCUGUUGGUGCAAUUAAGAGAUCUAGUGGUACUAUGCUCUUCUCUUUGCUUUUCUUGAUUGUACUUUUGGAUCAUCUUGAAGGGGUUUUAAUGUAGUUAAAUUCUUCACUCUCGUGUGUAAAAACAAGAUGUGUUUACUUAACUUAUUUGCUAUGAGAGAGUGAAAAAUUGUCAUGAAAACUAUCAAGAUGUAUUUACUUACUUGCUAUGCCAAAGAAUGAGAAUUCUUCAUGAAGACUUUGAAGAUGUACAUUGUACUAUAUGAAAUUAUGUUGUUAUGUUGUACU
Molecule: messenger RNA, 883 nt
Organism: Solanum verrucosum
Lineage: Eukaryota; Viridiplantae; Streptophyta; Magnoliopsida; Solanales; Solanaceae
Exons: 2
Coding region: 48-692 (214 amino acids)
Source: RefSeq, a predicted model, not a curated record